AUGAAGUUCGGGAAGAGCAUAUGCGUGCUUAAUGUGGGGGGAACCCGGUACGCCUUCACUCGUGAGGUGAUCAGGGAUUUCCCACUCCGACGCGUCAGCCGCUUACAUGCCUGCGCGACCGAGAAAGAGGUCCUAGAAUUGUGCGACGACUACGACCGGGACCGGAACGAGUUCUUCUUCGACCGCCAUGCGCAAGCUUUCGUGUUCAUAAUGCUGUACGUGCGCUCCGGCAAACUCCGGUUUGUCCCCGGAGUCUGCGAGCUAUCCUUCUACACCGAGAUGCUGUACUGGGGGCUGGAGACCGCGCACCUGGACUCCUGCUGCCAGAAGCGCCUGGACGAGAGGAUGUCCGACAUCGGGAUGGACAGUCUCUCAGAGGGGGACAUCGUACUGUCCGGGGAUGAGUGCCUGACUCCGGAGGAGACGGUGCAACAGAUUGAGCUCACCGGACGCGCCAAAUGGCUGGAGAGGAUGCGCAAAACCUUCGAGGAUCCUAAUUCUUCCCUGGCGGCGCAGCUUCUGGCUUCGGUGUCCGUGAUUUUCGUGAUUGUUUCUAUGAUCAUGCUGUGUGCCAGCACGCUGCCGGACUGGGAUACGGCUAAGAAGACUACCGUGGAAGAGCACAGGAUAGUGGAGGCCGUGUGCAUCGGCUGGUUUACAGCUGAGUGCAUUGUGCGCUUUCUGUUGGCCAGAGACAAGUGCGACUUCAUCCGCCAUCCGCUGAACAUCAUCGACGCGAUUGCCAUUACCCCCUACUAUGUCACCAUGGCAAUGGCCGGAGCUGGGAUGCCGGGUGCCGGGCUCGGGGUCGCUGGAGUGAUACUGCGCGUGCUGAGGAUGAUGAGAGUGUUCUGGCUCAUGAAGCUGGCCAGACACUUCCUGGGCCUGCAGACUCUGGGGCUGACGCUCAGGCGCUGCUACAGGGAGAUGGUGAUGCUCAUGGUGUUUGUCUUCGUGGCCAUGGCAAUAUACAGCGCCCUGGCACAGCUGCUGGAGCACGGCUUGGACUUGGACUCGCAGAACCAGGAUUAUGCCAGCAUCCCGGCCGCCGCCUGGUGGGUCAUCAUCUCCAUGACUACAGUUGGGUACGGGGAUGUGUAUCCUGUGACGACUGGAGGACGAGUUCUCGGAGGGAUGUGUGUUGUGAGCGGGAUUGUUCUCCUGGCUCUGCCCAUCACUUUCAUCUACCACAGCUUCGUUCAGUGCUACCACGAACUGAAGGUCCGCUCCGCUAGAUACGCACGAAACGUGUCUUCAGAGAUGCUGCAGUGAACCAAAUCAGACACAAACACAGCGAACCAGGGGAUCUCCUUGUGAAAUAACCAACUAUGUGAACUGCCCUGUCUCCUGGCUUUGGCACACUGCAAAAACACAAAGUCUUAUCAAGUGUUUUUGUUUUGUUUCCAGUGCAAAUAUUUCAAAAGACAACUAACUUACAAGUAACUUUUCAUUCAGAUCUAGGAGCUUGUUAUAAGACAAUAAUUCUCUAAUAUUGAUUUUUAAAAAAGUACAAGUUCCAUUGGCACAUUAUUGAAUUUAUAACAUGAAAAAAUUGUCUUACUAUGAGUGAGAAAAUCUGUCAGUAGAACCAGUACUGUUUAUUUACUUAAACCCAAUCCAAUAUCUUAAUGAAAGGGUACUUGUAAGUCAGUUUCAUCUGACUUCAAGUGUACAAAUAUUUUUCUCUAGAGGCUAGGCACAAAAAAAAAGUUGUAAGAUGUGUUUUUGCAGUGCAGCAUUCAAUAUUGGCUGGGGGCCAAAACUGGCUAAUUUAAAUCACUCAAAGCAUACAAAAUCCAUUAAAUUAAAGAUGUAAAAUGUAGUUAAUUGUGACUUUUUCUUUUACCUAUACUUUUUUUUAAGGAAAUCUGUAAAUCAUUAGAGAUACAAAACAUAUACAGGGUUUCAGAUUGUUGCCUUAUUGACAGAAAAAUCUUUUUUUUUUUUGGAUAAUCAAUUCUUUCCUGUUUUGUUUGACAAAUCUGAACCUUUCUUGAGGCCACAAGGACACCCUUCCUCCACAUAGCCCCUGUCUCCAGCAGAACCGAUUAUAACUGACCAGCAAACAAAGUGAAGUAAUCAGUAUCUUACCUGCAGAGAGGCAGAGAGGUUCAGAGUACAAAUUUUCAAAAUAAAAGUCAAAAGG
Molecule: messenger RNA, 2146 nt
Organism: Xiphophorus maculatus (southern platyfish)
Lineage: Eukaryota; Metazoa; Chordata; Actinopteri; Cyprinodontiformes; Poeciliidae
Gene: kcng3
Product: potassium voltage-gated channel modifier subfamily G member 3
Exons: 2
Coding region: 1-1272 (423 amino acids)
Biological process (GO): protein homooligomerization; potassium ion transmembrane transport
Cellular component (GO): voltage-gated potassium channel complex; membrane
Molecular function (GO): protein binding; delayed rectifier potassium channel activity
Source: RefSeq, a predicted model, not a curated record